UACACACCUCCAUUCCAUGACAUCAAAGUUUUUGUUGUUAUCUCAGGAAUGCGUGUGAAGAUGAUUGUGAUUAUUUUCUCUGGACGCAAAUAAUCCUGGCUAUACUUGAGAUAAAUUGCUCUUAAAAAGACACCCAAACAUGGCUCAGGAUGACAAUUUAUGUUGGUACCAUGGAAGGAUUUCUAGAGAAGCUGCCGAGCAGUUAUUGUUGAGUCAUGAAAACAGAGAAAAUGGGUUGUUUCUGGUGAGGGAGAGCAAUACAGCCGCUGGUGAUUAUGUUUUGUCAGUUCUCUUCGAAGGUGAAGUCAUACACUAUCAAAUUCGAAGACAUGGAGAAGAUGCUUUUUUCUCAAUUGAUGAAAUCACAAUCACCCACGGUCUUGAGACGUUGAUUGAAUUGUAUCAAAGAAGUGGAGAAAUGUUAGUGACCACAUUGACGACUCCGCUUAAGAAAGAUCCUCCCCCACACGAUUCCCGCAGACACGGUCGCACCAAUUUGCUACACAGGGCAACCAAAGAAGGAAAUUACACUGUGGCAUCAGAGCUUCUCAAAUGUGGCUACAGAAGUUUGGAAGCGAAAAAUGAAGAGGGACAAACAGCAGUUCAUCUGGCAAGUCGACUGGGGAAAAACGAUAUCUUGGAAAAACUCAUCAACAGUGGAAUUGCCUCAAACUGCUUAGAGAAACUAGUUAAUUGUAGGGACUCAGACGGCUACACACCUUUACAUUAUGCGUGCCAAACAAAUUUACCUAACACCGUUCGCCUGUUAGUUGAAAGCGGAAAAGCUAACGUGCAGAUCAGAAACCCCAAUACAGGCUGUGUUCCUCUCCACGAGGCAGCAAGCCGUGGUCAUCGUGACGUAGUGCAGGUGUUGUUGAACCUCCACGCUCCUCUGCGACCUCGUGACGGAGAAAACCAAACUCCCUUCGACCUCGCGACCUUUGGCGGACACAAUUCUACUGCUCAACUCCUCGCCAACCACAAAGUACCCGAGCCCACAACCUGCAAGCUCGAAUGGUACCACAGAACAUUGGGGCGUAAUGAAGCGGUUUCCAUUUUGAAAACCAACGGGAGCCAAGACGGUGCUUACUUAGUGAGAUACAGCGACCACAUGUGUUCUACUGUAUUGACUGUCUGCUACGAACAGCAGAUAUACAACUAUCCUAUACAGAAAAAGGAUAGGUUUUAUUUCAUUGACGAUGGCCCCCUACUAGAUUCGUUGGAAGCAGUAGUGGAACACUACUCUAGAUGGGGGCCUGAUGGUUUGCCUACAAACUUGCGGUGGCCGAUACCACCCACCCCAGCCCCACCCGUGCCAAAGAACCCUCGACCUUCACUCUUCAAUGGGAUGUCACCAACUUCAACACUACCUUUGAAGCAACAUAGGUCAAGAAGUUUACAACAUGUCACCAGCAAUACAAGUACACUGCCUUUGCCUGCUCGGAAUAAAAGUAAACCAAGUCCGCUGAGUUUACCUCCAAACCAGUCAGAUGGUGUCAUCAAGCCACCAGCAGUGCCACCGUUACCUGCAAAAUACAUUCCCCCUCCUGAAGAAUUCAUUCCAAGUGAAAACCUUAUUUUGGAGCAACCUAUCGGAGAAGGAGAGUUUGGUUCAGUGUAUAAAGGAGUUUAUCAAACGAAGGAAGGAUUUGAGGAGCCUGUGGCCAUCAAGACUUUACGGCAGGAACACGUUGAGUCCAACCGAGAAGAGUUUGUGAGAGAGGCUAAAAUUAUGAUGGCAUUGAGGCACCAUUGCAUUGUCCGGAUGAUUGGUCUCUCAGAGGGCCCAUCGUUGCUGAUGGUGCAAGAGCUAGUUCCCCUGGGGUCAAUGCUUGAAUUUUUACAAAAGAAUCUUCAAAAUGUUGGAGAGUAUGAAUUGAAAGUUUGGGCAUCUCAGAUAGCUUGUGGUAUGCAAUAUCUGGAGGAAGAGAAGAUAGUACACAGAGACUUGGCAGCUCGAAAUAUACUUCUGGCCUCAAGACACCAGGCCAAGAUCAGUGACUUUGGCCUCUCCAGGCUCAAGUGUGGGGAGAGAGAGUACUACAGGGCUACUCAGGGUGGUCGAUGGCCUAUCAAGUGGUACGCUCCAGAGUCUUACAACUACGGAAAGUUUACGUCAGCAAGUGAUGUUUGGAGUUACGGUGUUACUCUUUGGGAAAUGUUUUCUUAUGGUAAACAACCAUAUGGUGAUAUGAAAGGUGUUGACGUGAUACAGCUUGUAGAGAAGGGGGAGCGGUUAGACCAACCGCAGGACUGUCCUAACCACAUAUACAAUGUUAUGGAGAGAUGUUGGUCAUAUCAACCUCGAGACAGACCUACCUUCAGUGAGCUGGUUGACAUAUUCUCUUCUGAAAACAACUACACCAACGUCAAGGAACUGAUCCCUCAAUCAGAUAUCAGCUAAGAACUGUGUAUCUCAAUCAAGUCUUAAUUGAACCAGAAGGGUUUAUUUAGGUGAUAACAGGUCUGAGUAUCAGAUGCCAUAUUUUUAAUGUGAUUGCUGUGAGAUCUCUUGGAAAAAGUUUACUGGUGUAUUAUUUAGAAUUGUUCUUUCGGAAUCAAAACAAAUUUAAGUCCGAACAAAUGGUUUGCUAUGGGCAUUGAAUGUCUAAAUUAGUAGGUUGUGGUAUUGAUUUAAAUCCCCGGGGAUCGAGCUGAUCUUGUGGUAGAACGCUGAACUUAUGGGUUAAAUCCUUCUAAUUACCAAUGGAUUUUAUCUAAGUGGUAAUGCCGCAACCUCUAGGCCUAGCCUGAAGUAACGUGAAAAACAAUCCCGGGCUAGAACGCAGAUAAAAAAAGAGUUGAAUCUUCAACCCUUGUAGCAAAGGUGAACUCAGUGUUAUCCCCCUUCAAUAAUUGAUAUUUAGAGUAAAACCCAGUAAAAGUAAAUAGUAACUUAAAAAGCCUACCAUAUUAGAAGAAAAUCAUUUAUUGAUUUUGAUAUAAAAAUUUAACUAAGUUUAGCGAGUAAAUUGUUUUUGUAAAGCCUGUGUUAAUGUUUAGCAUUUUAAGUACAUUCCAAAUUUAAUUACUGUGACAUAUCUUUAUGUUGGAAUUACCUCUGAAAAUUGCAUAGAGUUACAUUAUAUGGUUGGUAUUUGAUAUGGAAUACUUAAGCGUUUGAUGUUAACCCAUUGACGACGUAAGCGUGUAGCCCGUCACAGCAUUUUACCGCGAUAUAGUUGUACUGCUAAUCCACUGGUCCUCAAGUACAUAGUACGUCUAACCUAAGUUGACAUCUAACCUACGAGUGGAGUGUCGUUGUGUGCUUAUAGUGGCAAUCGACCUGUUCGGCGAAAGGUGGUAUGGUAGCUCAGUUGGCUAAGGUGUUGCACUGAUGAGUGUAGCGUUGAGGCCUCUCUCCAACUGCGGGUUCGAAUCCCGAACAUGUGAAAAUUCAUGUUGAGCUUGCUAAUGUGUGGCUUAGCUUGAGUGGAGGGCCCACCUUAAACAAACGGUGUCCUGCACGGUGGAUGUUGACGGAAUUAGCGAGUUUAAUAAGGAUUGCACUGACUCUACGCCUAUUUUUUUGUAUAGGACGAUUUUUAUUUUUUGGCUUGUAUUUUAGUUAGUGAUGGGGCAUUCGAAUACAGAAUCGAAUACUUAUUCGAAUACAACCAAGGUAUUCAAAGAUUCGAAUAC
This is a messenger RNA of Macrosteles quadrilineatus (aster leafhopper), 3642 nucleotides long. RefSeq names its product tyrosine-protein kinase Shark (gene Shark). Lineage: Eukaryota; Metazoa; Arthropoda; Insecta; Hemiptera; Cicadellidae. The record is from RefSeq and is a predicted model, not a curated record. Gene Ontology annotation, molecular function: ATP binding; signaling receptor binding; non-membrane spanning protein tyrosine kinase activity. Bases 140 to 2404 code for a protein of 754 amino acids. The transcript is spliced from 16 exons. Gene Ontology annotation, cellular component: extrinsic component of cytoplasmic side of plasma membrane. Gene Ontology annotation, biological process: cell differentiation; protein phosphorylation; cell surface receptor protein tyrosine kinase signaling pathway.